CGUUUGAUAACAUCUUUUAAUUUAUGUGCACUUCACCGGCCAUGCAGCGCGUACAGCCCUCACCGCGUGCAGCGCGUAAAAGCGAGUGGCUCCGGAGCGCCCUGGCACACCACCACUGCUCCGAUCCUGGAGUGGAGAACGAAAUCGUUGUCUUGGCCACUGGAAUAGACCAAUAUCUGCAAGAAGUCUUCCACCACCUGGCCUUCCCCAGCCGGGACGAUACUGUGUCGGCGAAAGAUUUCACUGCGCUCUGUGCCGUUCUGGGACUGAACAGAGCUGAGGCAGGAAAGAAAACUGCGACCGUAAAGGAAACAGCGGGAGCUGGAGAACGAGAAGAGGAAGAUGAAGAGUUUAGAGAUAUAUGCUCCGAACUUCCCAGCCAGCUCUCUUUCAAAGAAUUUCACUCACGGCUCUGUGGGUAUUUCCGUGUGCGCAGUGCGCGUAGAGGUACCGGGGAGUGUGCCUUGCGUCUGCCCGUUAGCGAGGAUACAGAGCUGGUAGAGAAACAGAUCCGGCUUCGGUGGCCGCGAGUUAGGCGGAGAAAGUGUGUCAGUUUUGAUCUGACAAAGGACCAGAAUGGAUCAGUCAACACAUCUGUGAAAGGUCGGACCUCAGAGCACCGUGAACCAG
This is a messenger RNA of Neolamprologus brichardi, 630 nucleotides long. Lineage: Eukaryota; Metazoa; Chordata; Actinopteri; Cichliformes; Cichlidae. The record is from RefSeq and is a predicted model, not a curated record.